Messenger RNA from Cucurbitaria berberidis CBS 394.84, 4509 nucleotides. RefSeq names its product glycosyltransferase family 57 protein. NCBI's taxonomy places the organism in Eukaryota, Fungi, Ascomycota, Dothideomycetes, Pleosporales, Cucurbitariaceae. The record is from RefSeq and is a predicted model, not a curated record. The coding region runs from base 1 to 4509 and encodes 1502 amino acids. Gene Ontology annotation, molecular function: hexosyltransferase activity. The transcript is spliced from 13 exons.
AUGUCAGAACUGUAUCCAUCAAUCGCCCAGUGUGCCAUUGUGGCCACGGCAUUGAAGGUGCUGCUCUUCCCGGCCUACAAGUCCACGGAUUUCGAGGUUCACCGCAACUGGCUAGCUCUGACCCAUUCCCUACCCAUCAAAGAGUGGUACUACGAAAAAACGUCGGAAUGGACACUGGACUAUCCCCCCUUCUUCGCAUACUUUGAGUGGCUCCUUUCCCAAGCCGCAGCUCAUGUCGACCCUGGCCUACUGAAUGUAAAGGACCUGGGCUACGACAGCUGGCAAACAAUCUACUUUCAACGAGCCACUGUCAUCCUCACCGAGCUAGUCUUGGUCUAUGCCUUGCACCUCUAUGUGAAGACUUCAAAGUCCAAGACGACUGCACAUGCCGCCGCCCUUUCCAUCUUGCUCUCACCAGGCUUGUUCAUCAUUGACCAUAUCCAUUUCCAGUACAAUGGCUUCCUGUACGGCAUCCUCGUACUAUCAAUGGUCCUUGCCCGCAACAAGUCGACCCUACUUUUGUCUGGUGUCCUCUUUGCUGCCUUGCUCUGCCUCAAGCACAUCUACCUGUACCUGGCGCCCGCCUACUUCGUUUACCUGCUCCGUGCAUACUGCUUAGGACAUCAAACAAGCUUCCCCUACUUCAACAUUCGCUUCUUCAACUGCGUCAAGUUGGGUCUUGGCAUCGUCACCGUGUUUGCUGGCGCGUUUGGACCUUUCGCUCUGUGGGGUCAGCUUGAGCAAGUCUUCCGUCGUCUGUUCCCCUUUUCCCGGGGCCUUUGUCAUGCUUACUGGGCGCCGAAUGUCUGGGCUCUGUAUUCCUUCUUGGAUCGGGUAUUGAUCUACUUGGCACCACGACUUGGACUGCAUGUGGAUCGCGAGGCUGUGAACAGCGUCACUCGAGGCCUCGUUGGAGAUACAUCUUUUGCUGUGCUUCCCGACGUUGUUCCACUAGCAUGCUUCCUCCUUACCUUGGGUGCACAAAUACCCGUCCUCCUCCGACUCCUCUACAAGCCAACGUGGGAAACCUUCGUUGGUGCAGUCACCCUUUGCGGCUACGCUUCCUUCCUGUUCGGCUGGCACGUUCAUGAGAAGGCCAUUCUGCUCGUCAUCAUUCCCUUCAGCUUGAUUGCGCUUCAUGACCGCCGAUACUUUGGCGCCUUCCGACCUCUAGCCGUAGCUGGUCACGUGUCUCUCUUCCCGCUCCUAUUCACAGCAGCCGAAUUCCCCAUCAAGACAGUGUACACUAUUUUCUGGCUCGUACUGUUCCUGCUGGUCUUCGACAGGCUCGCUCCAGCUUCACCUCAACAACGCAUCUUUUUACUUGAUCGCUUCUCCAUCCUAUACAUUGCUCUCUCGAUACCGUUGAUUGCCUACUGCUCGCUUUUUCAUAGCGUGCUCUUCAAGCGCAAACCCGUCAAACUAGAACCUCUCCCAAAGUUCCUCGACGACAACACUGAGGUAUGGGUCAUCGAAGAGACCGGAGAGAAAACCUUCACAUGCGAGUCGACCGGACACUCCAACUACACCUUCUUUGAGGCUAAGGAGAGCGAGGUAGGCGCCACAUCAAUAAUGGUCAAAGGUAGUCAAGAGGUAACAGCCGUACAGACGGAGGCUUCAAAAGAGAUCAACAGCAUCUUUCCCGAUGGCUUACGAUCCCCUGUGCUCCACUUUGUUCAGUUCCGAACAACGCCACGCAUGGACGACCUUGUAAAUGAGGUAUUUGAUCACUUCAAAGAACAGUUCAUGGUUGGCGAUUCCGUCUCCAUCGAAGGCGACAAUUCGCGGCGCUACGGGACAAUCACCGAAAUGACUGACAACAGUCGACUACAUAGCAUGUUCACUGGCCAGGCAAUGGAUGAUUCGGUCCGUUCCUACACCUACGUUAUCACCAUGGAGGACAAUGGCGAAUCGAUCACAAAAUACAAAGCCUCGGAGUUUCAGCGGGACAGAAAAGUUUACUCAAAACUCAUUCUCAAGCAGUUCCUCAGAAAUGCUGUGAAGAGAGAACCAUGGCUUGGUGCACCAUGGAUGGUCAAGGAUAGCUUGGCGAAACGUUUCAAUAUUCCAACCAAAAUCCCCGAUAACAAGACCAGAGAUGCCAUCCUGGCUCAAAAGAAGGCAUCAAAUGCAAGCCUCUCGAAUGGCGCGAGCUCAUCUGUCCAGCAGCCAUACCCACAGCAUGCUCCAAACGGUCACGGACCCCAUGUCAAUGGGCAUAGGCCGCCGCUACCGGCACCCGGACAAGGCCCGCCUACUUUUGUCAACUUCUCGGCCAACCCUCCUCAAUAUGCUCAUCAACAUGUGCCACCCCAUUUUUCAACAAUCAACGGCCCCCCUCGUCCGUAUCUCGUCAAUGCGCCCCCAAUGCCUUACAAUAGUGGACCACCGCCUCAGCUUCCGUAUACAUAUCCGCCUCAAAUGGGGGUCCCGUUUCCACCGCAUCUCGCUCAUCUAGUUCAACAAAUGCCCCCACCUGGCUCCGGUCCACCUAUGAGCUUUCCCUUUCAGACCAGCUUCCCACAUCACCAAGGUCCCCGACUAUCGCAUGUUCCACAACCGCAACAGGCACCCCCGCUGGCGCGAUCUUUCGAAACAGUCAAGUUCCCUUGCGAGGAUUUGGAAAUAAAGCAACCCCGUUUGGUUACUACUCGGCCAACUUUGAAGUUCUUUUCCGAUGAUGUCCCUGAGGGGGUCGAGGAGCCAGCAGAAGCGAAGAAAACGGGUAUACUGAUGAAGAGCCUCGGGCCUUUGCUGUGCGCCUGGGAAACUCUCAAUGUUCACGACACCAUCUACAUGCUCGAUUCGUUCACAUUCGACGACUUCGUUGACGCCAUGCGAUUUACUUCCGAGGAGACUGAUUGCGAGUUGUUUCUGGAGAUACAUUGUUCUGUGUUGAAGCAGAUUGUCAACGACUCCGGAAAAAUCCAGGCACCUCUACCCAGGAUGGACGAGGCUGACGAUUCCGACGAGGAAGACUCUAGCAAAGAGUCCACUCCAACCCCUGAACCAGAGCCGCCAGUUCGCACUACACGCAGCAGCUUGAGAAGGUCCGGGGCGCAGCAAAUCGUUAAGCAGCGCACCCCUACGCCUGAACCUCCUAAAGAGAUUCAUAGAGCUGCAGAGUUCGUUGCCGACUUCAAUUGGAUCGAACAAUGCAAGAUCCGAAAUUUCCAACAAGGAGGGUGGCAGUCAAUAGUCGUUGCGCUUCUGUACCGCUUGUCCUUCGACCCUGUUCAGAAGGAUGCAUGCGAUGAGGUCCUAGCCCAACUCGUUCCUCCCGAGGAGGAGCCCACUGUGGAGAGCAUCGCCAUCAACUACAUCAAUCUCGACGUGAAUCUGCGCAUCUCAGCGCUCGAUAUUAUUCUCAGGUUAACUGUUGUUACUGAAGCAUUCCGCGACCAGCUUAUUGCCGCGGCUCAAGAGAUGACUCGCUUGCGCAAGGAGAAGAUCGAGCACCAGAGGAAGCGCAAAGAAUUGGCCGAUGAGCUCUUCAAGUUAGAUCUCGAACGGAAGAUUCAUCUACCUGCAAACACUCCAGCGUCACCGACCGGCACCAAAGAAAAUGAAGAUAUGGACCUCUCGAUGACAAGCAUCACCGACGUCAAGGAAGCUGCUGAUGCAGAAGGGAAUGACUCCGAGACAGCAGCCAACCGCAAAACCCGUCAUACAAAUAAGAAUAAACGCAAGGCAGCUGCUGACGAAGCUAGGAAGGAGAAGGCAAAGAAGGCAAAGGCAGCAGCGGAGCAGACAAAAAAGCAGAAGGAGUGGGAAAAGCUCCUUGAUGCUAUCGAGAAGAAGAAGGAGGAACUCAAGAACUGCGAGGCCAACAUUAACGAGCUCGACGACGACCUUCGUGAAACCCUUGUGCAUCGUAGUAAGGUGCUCGGGAAGGAUCGCUUCCUCAACAAGUAUUACUGGUUUGAGCACAAUGGCAUGCCAUUUGGAGGUGUUCCGAAUAGCUCUACGGCGCAGUACGGCUACGCCAAUGGCCGCAUAUGGGUGCAAGGUCCCGACGAGUAUGAAUUCCAGCCGAAUCUAGAGGAGCCUGCUCUGUCACAGGAUAUGCAGCGUUUCGGAUUUACGGUCCCACAGCGUAAAGAGAAAGAGGAGGGCUCGACGCAUCUUUCCAAGUCUACCGAGUGGGCAUACUACGACGACCCUGAGGACAUCGACAAAUUGUUGUUGUGGCUGGACGAGCGUGGCCUGCGAGAGCGGGUACUUCGUAAGGAGCUGCAGUCAUUCCGAGACCGGAUUGCCGAGUAUAUGGAUAAGAUGAAAAAACAUCUCGAUGAAGCGAACAGGACGAAGGAUGAGGAUGAGGAUACCACAACUCGUGUGUCAACUCGCAACAAGACGUACAUCGACAAGGAUACUACACAGAAUCGCUGCCUCCGCUGGACUAACAGCAUCAUGCGAGACGAGUAUAAACACAUUCACUUCGACGAGUACAAGCCACCGCGGAAGGCGAAGGCUGUCAAGGCGACGAAGGGCAAAGGCAGGCGCUAA